Penicillium nucicola is the source of this 828-nucleotide messenger RNA. Its product is annotated as RTA1 domain-containing protein. NCBI's taxonomy places the organism in Eukaryota, Fungi, Ascomycota, Eurotiomycetes, Eurotiales, Aspergillaceae. The coding region runs from base 1 to 828 and encodes 275 amino acids. The record is from RefSeq and is a predicted model, not a curated record. The transcript is spliced from 3 exons. Gene Ontology annotation, cellular component: membrane.
AUGGCUGCUAAAUAUGUAUUAUACAACUACACCCCAUCAUAUGUCGCUGCAGUAUGCUUUACCGCCGCCUUUCUCAUUUCCGGGAUGGGACACAUUUGGCAAGCCAGUGUCAACAAAACAGCCUUUCUUACACCAUUCAUUAUUGGCAUACUAUUUGAAGCUUGUGGAUAUGCCGCACGUGCGGUCAAUGCAAAGCAAGCUCCGGAUUACGCCGUUGGGCCAUAUUCCAUGCAAAGCCUGCUCUUGCUUCUUGCCCCGUCUUUGCUCGCUGCUUCGAUAUAUAUGAUUCUCGGUCGGAUAAUCAACUUGGUUGAUGGAGGCUCCAGGGCUCUGAUCCGUCCGCAGAAGUUGACCAAAGUUUUUGUCACUGGAGAUGUACUAUCGUUUCUAGUCCAAAGUGGAGGUGGUGCUAUUCUAGCUCAAGCAAAAAGCCAGAGCAAAGUAACGCUCGGCGAGCGAAUGAUUGUUGUUGGACUUUUCGUCCAAAUACUUUUCUUCGGCGUCUUCAUGGCUGUUUCAGCUCAUUUUCACAAAAAUAUCACCGCCGACCCAACACCGAGAUCUCUUUCUACCACCAGACCUUGGCAAAAAUAUCUGAUUGCGCUUUAUGUGGCUAGCUUCAUUAUCAUGGUCCGAUCAAUCUACCGUGUGGUGGAGUACAUCCAAGGAACAACGGGCUAUCUACAGAGUCAUGAGGUGUUUCUUUAUGUAUUUGAUUCGAUGCUCAUGAUCGCUGUGUGUUUCGAGUUGAACAUAUUCCACCCCAGCCGAGUUUUACCCCAUGGGAAUGAACUCAUCGAAGAUGGCGAAUACUUGCCGAUGCGAUAA